Molecule: messenger RNA, 816 nt
Organism: Drosophila teissieri
Lineage: Eukaryota; Metazoa; Arthropoda; Insecta; Diptera; Drosophilidae
Exons: 3
Coding region: 67-801 (244 amino acids)
Source: RefSeq, a predicted model, not a curated record
CGGGGAGCUAGAACCUUGAAUUAUACAGAAAAACACGAAACACUGUUCCAGUCAACUAGUCCCGCUAUGAGAGCCUCUUUUCUGAUUAGUCGAAAGCAGCCGUGGAUGGGGCAGCUGCUGCUCAUGGCCAGGAACAAGGCCCUGACGCUCCUGCUGAAACUGUAUAGGCGGACGCCUAUCUUCAGACCGCGACACCUGCCAGGAACGAAUCGGACCCAGAGUGGUGGAACUAUCCGCGAUAGAACGAUCUGGCCCUCUGGCAAAAACACGAAUCUUCCCUGUCGUUUUCCCCAACUAACUAUGUUUGGCGACCUCGUGCAUCUGGAUGUGUUAAGAGAGGACGACUUCCUCAAUGAGGACAGCGAUGUGGAAUUCGGAGCGGACGGAGAAGUUCUUCUGGACAUGCACAGUCGGCGGAGACAGGGUAACUUCGAGCUGGCUCUAAUGGCGGGUGGACAACUGGACGUGGACUCCGAGGAAGAUGAGGAAUACGACGAGUGGGACUGCGAAGGAUGUGUGCGUGAAAUGCCUCUUAAUUUGAUUGGAAAACAUAAACGAGUUGGCUUCAAAAAGCUCUCACAGAAGCUCCGUUCGGACGUAGGCUGCCCCGGGAUAAAAGCCAGUGCCACCCAACGCCACCCACCAACACCCACAGUUUGGGGCAGUGGCUGGCUCUCAUCAGGAUAUGCAGAUAACUGUACCGCACACAUUCUUAUGCAUGCAAGUAUGUAUAUCACGGCACAUAUGUACAGGGCAGAGUUUAAGCCCGUUGUCGCUGUCGCUGUCGUUGUUGUUGCUUAAUUUACAGCCUUAUGU